GCGAGGGGAACGCCUCCAGGAAAAGAAAUUAAAUGCACACACACAGAGGCACACAGAGACGGGCGAUUUGAAAAUAUUCCUGAGAAAGCAAUUUGUGCUUAUGCAGCACAGCGUCACAUGAAAGAGGCUGCCUGAAGAGCGGGCUGGCACAGGGUUAUUUUGCUGUAAUAUUUUCUUCCACCCCCAGCUCUUUACCCAGUGGAAUGAUAUCCAGAGCAAGUUUUUUGAGACAGGAAGUGAGGAAUGUUUUCACUAUGAGUGAUCUGAGAAGAAGGUGGGUUAGCCGAGAUAGCAGCUGUUUCGGACAAGAGGAACACAGUAAGUCAGUUCCCAAGGAGUACAGAUGAGAUGGCUCCAGGAGAAAAAGUCUUGGAGUGCUGUGGGUUUUUUUCAGCUACACGUAUGUGAAAGGAGACUUGGUGUCUUUGGAUUGCUGCACAAGUAGCACCGAAGAAAGUGCGUAACUGUGCAAAGAAUGUAUUGGAAAAUGGGCCCCGGGGACGCGAGCUGAGGUCAGUCAGCCAAAAGUUACUCUGCCAGGAAUAAACCCAGUGUGAGAUUCUGCUGGCAGGGGGCAGGAAACUAAAAGCUUCAUGUCUGUACAGCAUUCCCUGCAUGCUGCUCCAGGGGGGCAGGAUUUGGAGGAUCAAAGUGCAGGGAUUCCAGUGGAUGCCCCUUCUACUUGUCUCUUGGUGGAAAACUUGCUUGUCUUUAAUGGAUACUGCUGCUGCUGGCUGAUCUCUGGAGACUUUACAGCUCCUUACCUUCUGAGAGGAGACAGCUGCUUGUUUCCUCUCAAGUACCCUGUGGUAGUAGCUUCUUAUCAGUAACCAUCUGUGGGGGAAAAAGAAGAUGCCUCUACCUUUUGGGUUAAAAUUGAAACGAACUCGACGUUACACAGUAUCCAGCAAGAGUUGCUUGGUGGCUCGUAUCCAACUACUCAACAAUGAAUUUGUGGAGUUCACGCUCUCGGUGGAAAGCACGGGCCAGGAAAGUCUGGAAGCAGUGGCUCAGAGGCUGGAAUUGCGGGAGAUUACAUAUUUCAGUCUGUGGUAUUAUAAUAAGCAGAAUCAGCGCAGAUGGGUAGAUUUGGACAAGCCUCUGAAAAAGCAGCUGGACAAAUAUGCUUUGGAGCCAACUGUGUAUUUUGGAGUAGUGUUCUAUGUGCCUACUGUUUCUCAGCUUCAGCAGGAGAUUACCAGGUAUCAGUAUUACUUGCAAUUAAAGAAAGAUAUCUUGGAGGGUAACAUUCCUUGCACACUGGAACAAGCAAUACAUCUGGCUGGUUUAGCUGUUCAGGCUGAUUUUGGAGACUAUGAUCAGUAUGAAUCUCAAGAGUUUCUACAAAGAUUUGCUUUGUUUCCAGUGGGUUGGCUACAAGAGGAAAAAAUAUUGGAAGAAGCGACACAGAAAGUUGCCUUGCUACAUCAGAAGUACAGAGGCCUUACUCCUCCUGAUGCGGAAAUGUUAUAUAUGCAAGAAGUAGAGAGAAUGGACGGCUAUGGUGAAGAGACCUAUCCUGCAAAGGACAGCCAAGGAAGUGACAUAUUCAUUGGAGCAUGUCUUGAUGGUAUCUUUGUGAAACACAAAAAUGGUCGUCCUCCUGUUGUAUUUAGGUGGCAUGAUAUUGCCAAUAUGUCCCACAACAAAUCCUUUUUUGCAUUAGAGCUGGCAAACAAAGAAGAGACAAUCCAAUUCCAAACUGAAGAUAUGGAAACAGCAAAAUAUGUGUGGAGAAUGUGUGUGGCUAGACACAAAUUUUACAGACUGAAUAAAUGCAGCCUACAAACACAACCUGUUGCAGUGAAUCCUGUUAGAAGGAGGUCUUCAUCCAGGAUGUCUAUGCCCAAGCCUCAGCCUUAUAUGAUGCCUCCACCACCUCAGCUACAUUACAAUGGUCAUUAUACUGAACCAUAUGCAUCCUCCCAAGAUAACCUCUUUGUGAGUAAUCAGAAUGGAUACUACUGUCACUCUCAGACUAGCUUGGAUAGAGCCCCUCAUGACUACAGUGGUCGGAUCCGCAAUGGUAGUGUCUAUAGUGCACAUAGCACAAACUCCUUGAACAACCCACAACAUUACUUGCAGCCGUCCCCCAUGUCCUCUAACCCAAGCAUUACUGGAAGCGAUGUCCUCAGAACUGAUUAUGUCCCAUCACAUAGACAUAGUGCACUAAUACCGCCUUCUUAUCGUCCCACACCAGACUAUGAAACUGUGAUGAGGCAGCUCAACAGGGGGAUGGUGCACACAGAUAGGCAGAGUCAUUCAAUGAGAAAUCUUAACAUCAGCAAUUCAUAUGCUUACAGCAGGCCUGAUGCCUUAGUUUACAGUCAACCUGAAAUACGAGAACAUGCUCAUUUUGCUUCCCCACAAUCUAACCAUUAUCCGUUUAACCUGAACUACAGUUUUCAUAGCCAAUCCCCCUAUCCCUAUCCUGCUGAAAAGCGCCCAGUUGUUGGGGCAGUCAGUGUGCCUGAGUUGACAAAUGUGCAGCUCCAGGCUCAGGACUAUCCAGCACCAAAUAUAAUGAAGACGCAAGUCUAUCGACCUCCUCCGCCAUACCCGUAUCCGAGACCUGCAAAUAGUACUCCAGACCUUUCACGACAUAUCUACAUUAGCAGCAGCAAUCCUGAUCUUAUCACAAGGCGAGUGCACCAUUCUGUCCAGACAUUUCAGGAAGACAGCCUGCCUGUGGCACAUUCUCUUCAGGAAGUCAGUGAACCCCUGACAUCGGCACGGCAUGCUCACCUGCAGAAAAGGAACAGUAUUGAAAUAGCAGGCUUGACUCCCAGCUUUGAAGGAAUAAGAAUUAAAGAGAGGACCAUGUCAGCUUCUGCAGCAGAUGUGGCUCUUCCCAGAGUUAUCUCAGAAGGGUCACAGCCCAACAUUCUGAUGGAGAGAACAAAGCAAAAAGAAAGUGAGCACGAAGAAAGUGUGAACUGUGAUCAUAAGAAAACCUUUUCUGAUGCCACUAUGCUGAUUCACAGUAGCGAAGAAGAAGAAUUUGAAGAAGAAAACAAGGCUAGUACAAGUCUUUCUCCUCUCCCUGAAGAUCAAACCCAACUUUCAUCUGUUAUGGGUGGUUAUUCUCAUGAUUCAGUACUGAACUACCCUUAUAGCUCUGUUGCUUCAUCUGCUGGCCCUUUGCAUAUUCUUGAGCCUAAAUUACAUAUUACAGAGACAGAAAAGAGAAUGAAAGAUAUGAGUCCCAUUCAUUUACUAGUAGAAAGCCAGGUACAGAGAAGAGGGGAAGGACUGCUUACUCCAUCUAUGUCGGAAUCUGAUCUUACAACAUCAGAGAGAUACAGAGUAAGGAAAGAUUCAGUAAAGAAGAGACCUGUGUCCGACCUUUUGUCUGGGAAGAAGAAUGUUGUGGAAGGCCUUCCCCCACUAGGUGGUAUGAAAAAGAAUAAAAAUGAUGCAAAAAAAAUAGGGCCUCUAAAGCUAGCUGCCCUAAAUGGACUAGCUUUGACUAGAAUGCCUCUGCCAGAUGAGGCAAAGGAAGAAUCAACAAGAGCAACAAAUGAUGAACGGUGUAAAGUUCUGGAACAACGGUUAGAGCAGGGUAUGGUAUUUACUGAAUAUGAGCGCAUUCAGAAAAGAAGACUUAUAGAUGGUGAGUGCUCAAUAGCUCGGCUUCCUGAAAAUGCUGAAAGAAACCGGUUCCAGGAUGUCCUUCCUUAUGAUGAUACCAGAGUAGAGCUAGUCCCAACCAAAGAAAAUAACACAGGUUACAUCAAUGCAUCUCAUAUCAAGAUCUCCGUUGGCGGCAUAGAGUGGGAUUAUAUUGCUACGCAGGGCCCUUUGCAGAGCACAUGUCAGGAUUUCUGGCAGAUGAUCUGGGAACAAGGGAUUGCCAUCAUAGCUAUGGUGACUGCAGAGGAAGAAAGUGGGCGAGAAAAAAGCUUCAGAUACUGGCCACGUCUUGGUUCAAGACACAACACUGUAACAUAUGGAAGAUUUAAGAUUACCACACGAUUCCGUACCGACUCAGGCUGCUAUGCAACUACGGGUUUGAAAAUUAAACAUCUUCUCACAGGACAGGAGAGAACAGUUUGGCAUCUGCAGUAUACUGACUGGCCAGAGCAUGGCUGUCCAGAGGAUUUAAAGGGAUUUCUCUCAUACUUGGAAGAGAUACAGUCAGUGCGGCGCCAUACGAACAGCACUGCGGAUCCUAAAAACUCUAAUCCUCCUGUGCUGGUACAUUGCAGUGCAGGUGUAGGACGAACAGGAGUGGUUAUACUGUCAGAGAUCAUGAUCGCUUGCUUGGAACACAAUGAGAUGCUGGACAUCCCACGAGUGCUCGACAUGUUGAGGCAGCAGAGAAUGAUGAUGGUGCAGACUCUUUCGCAGUACACUUUCGUCUAUGGAGUUCUCAUUCAGUUUCUCAAAAGUUCUAGACUCAUAUAAUCCCUGCCACUUCCUAAGGGACACGCUGCAAGAGUUUACGGAAAGGAAAUUGCAGUUGUCCAGGCAGACCUGCUCUCACUGGUGUUUUCUUCGUAUGAUGGAUCACACAGUUACCUUUUAGGGCUGGUAUGUGACUCUUAAACGCGAGUCAGUGUAACAGUCCCUGCAAAGCAGGAUCUUCGCUGGACUAAAUUCUUCCCAUGUUCAGCUGCAGUUGUAUUAAGGAAUGGUUUUACUUGUACUGGUCUGUAGUACUUACAUAUGUUCUUUAGAGUGGUGUUACUCUGGGCAAAAUAAGUAUCUUAUGGAAUGGAAGCACAUGGCACAAUUUUACUGACAUGUUUUAAAACAUCAUUGUUAAGUGGUUGAAAGCUAAAAUCUGUAGAUGCACAUGGGGUGAGAAACCUGCUCCUUGGGAGUGUCAAGGUCUUACGCAGUUUCAUUCUGCUUUCAAUUUUAUAUUUAGAACAAUACAUCUAUAUUUUUUAAAAUUAACUUCUGGUUUCCUCUGGUUUACUCAGCAAAACUAGCAGCUCUUAGAUAUUUUAAGCCGUUGCUUUAAGGACAGUUAUUUUUAUAUUCAGCAUUCUUUAAUUAAAAAAACCCCCAAAACACCACGACCGAAAACUUUCAAAAAGCAUAGUAUUUCCAGAAAAGACUGAGAAUGUUUGAACUAGCUUUUCAAAAAUCAUGCAGAAAGUACUAGGGGAAGCUACUGGUAGUUAGUUGUAGUGCCGUGUAAUGGAACUGACAAGUGACAGAUUAUGUUAACUGUUGAUACCUUCCAUUUGAGCAGAGGCAUGUGUACCCGCAACAAGCAGAGGAAAAAUAUUCUAAUUAUCUAUAAGGUUAUUGGAAACAAAUGGGUGAAAGAAAGUACAUAUUCAGUAUUAUUCAUAUAUUUAGAAGACAGUUUGAUUUUACUGGCUGAAAUCAAAGUGAAUGCAAAUGUUUUAAGCACUUUUUUUGCUCUGUUAUUUAUGUAGUUAAACAUAGAAACUAAAAUCAUGCAUUGUUUCAUAUGGUAAUAUACCAUUACUAACCUGUUAUUUUAAGAGGAGCUUUCUAAGUUGAUGAAGUGAGAGAACCAAAACUGGAGUAAGAAGGUGCAUAGUGGCAAAGCAGAAAUGAUCAUAUGAAACAUAACGGAGGAGGUGUGACAGCUAUGAUUGUUGGUUUACAUGGUGUGAAGAUGACCAUUAAAGAUGUUCAUACUCCCAGUCAAGAAAGCCUUUGCAGCCCUGGAAGUUUCUGUAGAACCCUCCAGAUUAUUUUGUCAGUACGAGGACAGAUUUUCCUAAUGCCGUGCAGCGUUGCAAUGAAGAGUAUCCACAGAAGCCGUUUGACACCUGCAGAAUAUAAGAGCUCUUAGAGGUAACACUGGAGAUGUGGGCGUUUUGGUAGCUGUGUACGUGGCUGACUCAAUGGCGGUGGCACGGACCUGAAGCUGAGUCGUACCUUUGGUAGUUUCCAUUUUGUCCCGUGGCUCCAGACUGAUGGCGGUAUCCCUAAAUAAUUUUCUGCCUGUGGUUUUCAAAUGAGGACGGUGUGGUUUUACCUGCCUUUUCAAGUGUUUUGAGACGCUGAGUUAAAAAUCCCUAUUCAAAAGUGAGCUAUUAGUUUGUAGAUAUGUGGUUUAAUUUCAAAAAACCCUGUGGUAGGCCAGUCUGCAGGCAUGUUUAGGUGUCCAUUUCCUGCUUAGCGAAAUGAAAUGAGACUGAAAGUCGUUUUUAUCACUGGUGAAAUUAUGUUAUUUUUCUGAGCUGUAACAAGGGUUUGGAAACUAUUAUAAAUAAUUAAAACCCCUUCAAAAUUAUAAUUGUCUCCUAAAACAUUAAUUAAGAAAUAGGUUGCCUCAAUUUCCUCUGUAAUAAGCUAUUUCCACAAAUCAAAACACAUGGUCCAAAUGACAUUGUUCAUUGUGCAAUGACAUACGUCCUUGCGAAUGACACAUGUCAUUCUAUACAAAAUGUAUUGCUUUAAAGUACGCUGUAUUAAUCUAGUGCAUCUGGUCUGCUUUCAGGCAGUCUGAAUUGUUCUACUGUCAGUAAAAGUAAGAUUGAAUAUUUCAGAUGGGGGGAAAAAUAUGUUCUUUUUCUAACUACAAGAUGCCUAGGAAGUAUUAGCUGCCAAAUGUAAAACUGGACAUCCAGAGGAAACCAGUUCCUGAAGACUGAUUCUUUACAUAUAAAACUUGCAAACAAACGAAUUUGACAUAUCUGUGUUAACAGAAGUAUUGAAAGAUACAAACAUACUUAGCUCUUUGUAUCAUGCUGUGUUUAAAAACAUUGCUACUUUUUGACACAGUUCAAUUAUAUCUUCAGAAAUACUUCUGAAUGGGAAGGUAUGCUCUAAAAUGUAGCUUGUACCAUUUCCAUUUCUAAAUUAUGGACUGUGAUCUUCAUAACCUGAUACACACAGCUUUUAAUGAAAUAACGUACAACCACAAAUUCAAGCAACAAUUUUUAGCUGUUCAGCAGUUACUGGGACAGAACAUCAGCCGUGAGGCAUUAAAAGGAGCAGUUAAAACAAGCAAUUUAAUCCAAAACUUAUGCGAUUAUCUGAGGUGGGCGAGUAAACGUGUGUCUGUUGGCUUUCUUUUCUGUUUUGGUGAAAGAAGUUGUGUUCACUUUUAGGCGCGGUUGCUCUCUAAUCUGGUAGUUACAAUCCUGAUUUAUUUUUUUAAGCGUAACACUGCUACCUCCUCCACUUCAGCUUUCAGUUCUGUCCAUCAGCAGUCUGUUUUUGCAUGAAUAGACUUGACCUUAAUAGGCUUGACCUUAGGUGAGCUUUCCUACUGAAGACAGCAGGGUUGGUUUUGUAUGUAAGCAUAUGGCUCCAAGUGAGCAUUGAAAAUGAGCAGUUUCUCUUCUAAAGAUACCAAAUGAAAAUAAACUUCACAACCUCCUAUAACAAAAUUAAUUUUAAAAUCAUUGUUUAGAUUUUCAGUUAACUUCUAAAGGAAAAUUAAGUUUUUAGCACUUUGUUCUGAGCUUUGAAAAGGGAUGGUUUUUUACAUGUACUUGCGCUGAGUGCUUCAUGAAGUGUUGGACAUUAUGAGAACAUCCACUGUCCACAUCCUGUUACAGUGUGAGGCGGAGGUGGAUUUAUUUGUCAAAAGCUUAAAAUUCUACUAUAAGCCUGUCUAUUUUGCCAAAUGUGCUUCUUUUUUAUGGGGAUGAAACCAGAUUAUUAUGCACGGUUUGAGCUGACUCUUUUUAGUAAGAAAAGGUGUAUGAAGACAUUCUUGUAGGAAAUGGCAAAGAUGAUGCUGAUCUCUAGGGAUGUCAGAGCUCUCAGGGAUAAAUAAAGGUGCUAUAUACUGUCAAGAGACAGAUUUGACUGUCUUUUAUGGGCUAAGUGGAAAAUACUUUUUAGGGACAAAUUCUAUGAAGAGUCAGAAGAACCCACAAACUGUAGUAAGGGCUUCCCUCACAUUCGGUUUCUUUCUUGGUUGCUCUGAUGAGAGAAUUUUUUGGCCAGUGAAUCUUUGUAGUCUUGGGCUAGCAGCUCUUCCCUAAGAACGUAAGUCAGAGCCCUGUUGGUUGCAAAGAUGUCACUGACUCGGCAGGCUUAGCUGCAGGCUGCAAAUCACUCCUCGCCCUGUUCUGUGAGGGAGAAGCGCCGUGGUACUCAGGGGAGUUUUGCAUAGCUUUCCUGCAGCCUACACAGCAGUGCUGUCCUUUUUCUGCUGUCCCCCAUGAAGAGCAGGAAAAGUUUUAUGCCUUAGUAUUGCUCUCACUGUGAUACCUUUUCCACAAGGGAACGGUAAAAACUACAAGUGCAGGGUGCUAUGGUUUUAUAUCCAGAAAUACAUUUAAUUCAAAGCAAGUGAGCAAGGCAGAGUUCCUAUAAUUUCUGUGAAUGAGAAGUUGCUCUAAGUUAUCAUCAACAUUUAGAAAAAAAACAAAAGCAGUAAUAAAUAAAAGUAAAGUUAACAUGUACUAAAAUGGAAAAAAUUCUUGGCAUUUUGAGAAAUGUAUUUUUGGCUUCUCUUGUAAUCCCGUGUAUCUUUUUUUGAAGUGGAUGACAUUUGGAGCAAUUUUCUCCAAAAAUAGCUUCUUAAAUUUAAUAAGUAAUACUACCUGGGGCUGCUGCUACAUUUUGCUUGUUGGAGCAGCUGUUAAAGUUGAGUGGCUUGUAGAUUUCAAUGGCCUUUGGACCAAACUUGGGAACUGCAGGGUGGUUUAUCGUACAAGCUAGCUGUGUAAUGAGACCUCAGUUUUAAUAUCAGUAGCAUUAAUAAAACCCUGGACUUAAAAAUAGUGAACUCGUUACUAUAUUUCAAUAGUUAGUUCAAAUUAUUAAUUUAAAAGAAAUAACACUUCAAUUGCUAAAAAUUGCUUUAGAGUUUAGGUUUUGGGAUUUGAUGGGUUUUGGGUUUUUUUCCCACCACUGCAAAGUCAUGCAAAGCCAUGCAAAGCCAGAGUCCAGUCCUGCAAGAUGCAAAAUUCCUGCAGUUCCUCCUGAUAUUGUAGGAAUUAAAAUGGGCUUAUUGCCAAUGAAAGCUUGAGCCCUUAAAGCAUAAAUACUCACAUGUCUGCUUUAAAUUUAAAUACAGCUUACAAGAACUAGGCAAAAGAAUGCAGCAGGAAUGUGCAUACAUGAAGCUACAGCAUUCAGAGGAAAAGUAGCUGAGAGUUCAGAAGAUACUCUCUUGUGAAGGUACAAAAUGUUGGAGGUAGAGAGGGAGGAUUUGGGGAAUAGCUGAAGGCAUUUGGAGGAAGAUUUGGAACGUUUUGUAUCGGCGGCGGAGCUGCCAGAAGAGUUUGAUUCAUAUGGUAUGUUUUUCAUAGCAUGGUAGGGUAAGUGAAUAUGUAGUCAUAGGUGUUAUUUUUACUGGCUUUUUAAAAUGUGAUUUUUGAAACUCCAAAUAUUUUCUUUUUCAGAGGCCCUGUUAUUUUUACAUACCUUCCUUUCCAAAUGUAUUUAAUGCAAUCUGUCAGUUCAGAUUCUGUUUACUUACUAAAGGUCAGAUUUUUCAAACGACGGUCUCUGGUUUUACACAUGCAAAAUGCAGGGGGAAUAGGCAGACAUGCAGUUUUGCAGUGAUAAUUUCUAACAGAUGCAGGUUAGAUGAUUUGAAAGACUAAAUACUUUAUGAAUGCAGCCAGGUGUUUACAGUAGGUGUGAAUUGCACCAGGUUAAGGCUGGGCUGAAAACCAGGCCCUUGAAAUGUGGAAUUUACCAUGUGCUUAGAAACCAUGUUGCAGUGCAGCAUUUGCAAUACAGUGAUAUUAAAAUAAUAUAAUACUGUGCUGAAGUAAGGGAAAAAAUCUUAAACUUUAACAGCUGUUGCAAACACGUCUGUAAAAAACAAAACAAAAAACAACCAAAACUUAGUAAGAUCUUCUUGGGGACCAGCUACCUUGGUGCAUUCUGUAGGCAUCACAUAUGUUACUUUAAGGUCUACAGGGGCUGAAAAUAAAAAGGAUUUGUUAACUUCAAUGAGCAUUUCAAAAAACAGUUGCUAAAUGACCUUUGGUUCUAUUCUUUGCUGUUUUCCACUUGAUGCUGUGUUCAGUGGUGAAGAAUAACCUCCAGUGUAUUUGUUCUCUGGAAGUCUAUUCUUCAGCUCUAACUAGGGAACGAAGAUAGGAAUCAAAUGCAAAGAAUGUAAUGAAUAGAGUUUACAACAGAUCCAGCCUGUGGCAAGUUAGAGAGCAAGUCUGUAGAUAAUGUAAUGUUAUUUUGGUUCAGAUAUGCGGCAAUCCAAACCAGCAAAUCAUUCAUUUUAUGAGUACAGUUUCAGAAGGUGCCUAACUUUUAUAAAGGGAAUUUAAAUGCUGUUUUUCCAUUUGGAAAUAUUUAGGUAAAAUUAGGAGACUUUUAAAAUACUUUAAGAACUUUGCAAAUGCCAUUAAUUUUCAGAAUGGUAGGAAGCUUAAUGGGGAAAGCUCAUGUAAAAUCCUCCAGUCUGUCACCUUGCUGACCCUGGAUAACUCUGACAGACAAGGUGUAUGUGCUCUUCACAGAGAUACUUUCUUAAAUUGCUUUGAAAUACCCAAGGUAACUGUACUCUUGAUGGCUGAUCUGGGGUGACUUGGCUGGAAAUUUUAGAGGCCUGACCUGGCAAAUCAGUGUGUGCACUCCUGCACGUUGCUGAAAUCUCUUCAUUCAGCUAAAGCAAAUGGGUGUUUGAAGUCCUUUCAGCAGUCUUGUAGGAUUGAGUCCUUAAUGUCAGAGGAAUGCAGGAUCUGGCUCCAUUUUCUUCCAUUUUCAUUUGAGCCAGUAUGCAGGGAUUUAAAUGGGACUUUGUUUAAACAGUAGCAAACAUGAAGUAUUAUUUUCUAGUACUAAGCUAGUUGUUAACAUGUCUAUAUUUGCUGUCUUGCCACCAAUGCUGUAAAAAUGUAUAAUCAAAACAGCUUUAAUUCUUGUAAAACUGAAAUUGGUUUGUAAAACAAUGUACAAAUUGUGUUUCAUAGACAGAAAAGCUUGUAUUACUGAAUGUAAUAUAUGUGAAAUGAAUAUAUUAUAGUCUAUUUUUGCCAUGGAAAUAAAUAUUUGAAGCAACUA
Messenger RNA from Phalacrocorax carbo (great cormorant), 10926 nucleotides. Lineage: Eukaryota; Metazoa; Chordata; Aves; Suliformes; Phalacrocoracidae. The record is from RefSeq and is a predicted model, not a curated record.